GCCAAGAUGGAGGAUCAGAAUCCUGGGCCUGAGCUUCAAAGGUUUUAUCACCAGUUGCUGAGUCCUCUAUCUCUUUUCCCGCGCCGGGCGACGCCACCAGAGCCUCAGAAGCACCGCCCAGAGGAGGUCUUGAGAUGGCAGACCAUAUCGCUCGCUAAGCUGAGGGUGGCUUCACUGUGCAAUCAAGUGGCCAAGCUACUGGCUAGUAGCGGGCUGACGGCGCAGGUGGCUCCCAAGGAGCGACUCCGUCUCACCGAAGUCAUCUUGAACGAGUUGAAAUGCAGCUGGCAGGAACCUCCUUUGGAACCUAGUCUUAGCUAUGGGGACAACCAGAAGCUGAGGAAGCGGCUCGAGACCUACGUGCUGCUCAGCAGUGAGCAGCUCUUCUUACGCUACUUGCACCUGCUGGUGACCAUGUCGACCUCCAGGGGAGUCUUCACAGAGUCAGCCAUCCUCACUCGGUUGGCUGCCAGCCUUGCCAGGGAUUGUACAGUAUUUCUUACCAGUCCCAACGUCUACCGUUGCCUGCUCAACGAUUUCCAGGCUCUGCUGGAGAUAGAACAGACCCAUGGCAAAGUGAACAAGCUACGCCCCAUCUGCCCCUCUGGGACUUUCAAAUUAUGUCCCAUCCCCUGGCCUCAUAGCACUGGCUUUGGCCAAGUGCCGUGCUCUAACCUCAAUCUGAACUACCUCAUCCACCUUAGCCGCCCACCAGAGUUUCUCAGGGAGCCUGAACUGGAUCCAGUAACAGAGUUAAAGUCCAUCCUUCAGUUGAAGAGUAAAAAGCAUCUUCACUGGCUGCCCUCCAUAAGAAAGGAAAGAGAAAGCGACUUGGGUUCAUCACAGAUGCUGCCACUACCCAGUCACUCUCUGACUCCCACCAGGGCCAUUUCCCCUCUUCCCUUCCCUCUCUAUUCUAGGCUCCAGAGAGGCCAGUCCAUGCCUUCCCUUCGUGAAGGCUGGAUGCUGGCUGAUGAGCUGGGCCUUCCUGUACUCUCCACCCGCCCUUUGACCCCAUUGAUUUUGGCUCCAGAGAGCAAACCAGAGCUGACUAGGGACACUGUGGCCGAGGAUCUGAAACAAAAGAUGAAGAACAUGAACUGGGAGUGGACUCACUACUCACCAUUGGACACGGGGCUUCCCCGACUCCUGGGGGCGGUGACCUACCGCUCAGCUGCUGGACAUCGCAUGGUAGAGCUGCAGAAAAUGUUGAAGAGGCUCCGGGAGGAAGAAGUCUCUGGGCAGUGGGACCUUCAGCCCUCCAGAUCACCUCCAUUACAACCACAGCCAGUGACCGUUACUUUGAAGCUAAGAAAUCAGGCUGUGGUCCAAGCAGCUGCUGUGCAGCUCUCUGAUAGAAACUUUUUGGACUCUUUCCAUGUUGAGGGGGCUGGAGUCCUAUAUAACCACCUAGCUGGUGAACUGGACUCCAAAGCUAUUGAAGAAAUGGAUGUUGAUUACUAUGUUGCCAAUAACAUUAAGGAGGUCUACAAGGAGUUGAUGAGCUGUGUCUCUACUAACCACCUCAGUUUUGACCAAGAACAUCUAGUUGAAGCUUCAGCGGAGAAAGAUUGGUCAGCUUUCCUGUCUUCAGCUUUUCUACGCCAAGAAAAAAAGUUUCAGACUAUCAACCCUGACCUGGUUGGACUUUACUCCCAGAAAACAAACACUUUGGAGUCUAACCCUGAGAAGAUAGCUUCUCUCACAUCACCUCAAGCAACAAAAGCCUGGGAGAAGCGGUCAAAUAAGGCCUCCUGGGUGAGCUGGUGGAAAAACACCUUAUCUGUGAAUGACUACUUCAAGUACCUCACAAACCAGGAAACAGAUUUCCUCCAUGUAAUUUUCCAAAUGUAUGGAGAGGAGGCUCCUGUAGAAGUAUCAGCCCCUGUCAAAGAGACUAUAGAGAUUCAGCAUCCUCCUCCCUUGACAGAAGAUGAAGAACCAGACUUUGUGCCAGGAGAGUGGGAUUGGAACACAGUGCUACAGCACAGGCUACUAGCUGGAAGGCCCAAUAUCCUGAGCCUGCAGAAGCAUCUGGAAAGAUUGUGGUCUAUGCUGGAGGUUCCCAACAAGAUCCGACUGGACAUGGUCAUUAAGUACAGCUCUAAUGCCCACCUACAGCAACUACCAUCACUAGUGAAGGCUUGGGAACAGGCUGCAAAGUCCAUUCAGCUGCGGGAAGCAUUGCUGGGGAGACUCGAGGGGUUUGAGCAACAAGCCUCCGAUCCCAACCGUUUCUUCCAAAAGACUCCCUUUGACCUAAGUCAUCUCCUAGAGCAAGAACAGUUCCGCAGCUAUAUCCAAAAGCAGCUCAAUCAAAUGGAGCCUUCUUUGGUUUCCCUUCUAGAGGAGAUUGAGCUAAUCUUUGGUGAGCCAGUGACCUUCAAGGGCCGGCGCUACCUGGACAAGAUGAAGCGGGACAAAGUGGAGAUGCUGUAUUGGCUCCAACAGCGUCGCAGGCUUCAAAACCUGAUCCAGGCCCCAAAGACCUCCCUCCAAUCAGCUCUGUUCAGGAAUAACAGCAGCCGGCCUUUAAUUGCUCCGGGAAAUAGUCCAACCAGCCUUUAA
This is a messenger RNA of Octodon degus (degu), 2568 nucleotides long. It is a transcript of the gene Ccdc87, whose product is annotated as coiled-coil domain containing 87. The record is from RefSeq and is a predicted model, not a curated record. Lineage: Eukaryota; Metazoa; Chordata; Mammalia; Rodentia; Octodontidae. The transcript has a single exon. Bases 7 to 2568 code for a protein of 853 amino acids.